Cyphomyrmex costatus is the source of this 1374-nucleotide messenger RNA. It is a transcript of the gene Pgls, whose product is annotated as 6-phosphogluconolactonase. Gene Ontology annotation, biological process: pentose-phosphate shunt; carbohydrate metabolic process. The transcript has 4 exons. Bases 297 to 1016 code for a protein of 239 amino acids. The record is from RefSeq and is a predicted model, not a curated record. Lineage: Eukaryota; Metazoa; Arthropoda; Insecta; Hymenoptera; Formicidae. Gene Ontology annotation, molecular function: 6-phosphogluconolactonase activity.
UUUGGUAUAUUUUGAUGUAAAUAGGUCCUUAUCACGACUGAAUGCGUUUUUAUCUGGUUUUUAUCUUAGAAGCAGGGCAGUAUCAUGUCAGGGGGUAGUACAGGGCACCACUAGAACCGUGUCAGUAUUAUGUAUCGAAUGUGACAUUAGCAGUAAUAAAGUUGGCUGUCGUGUGUCACGUUCAGUCGUAUAAAGUCGUAUCGUGUGGUAUCGUGUUGUCGUGUACAGUCGUAUACGAAACUGCAUGGGACGUGUAAUCUCUCUUUCGUUUGGUCACACGCGAAGAAACGUACGCAAUGACGGAGAUAGUGGUGGCCACCGACGAGGAGCAGUUACUCUCCAGCAUUUCUAACCUCAUCGCCCGCGCCGCCGACGAUGCGAUUUCACGCGAUGACCGGAUCUUUCGUUUCGGUGUAUCAGGCGGUUCGGUAGUACAAUUGCUGGCUAAAUCUCUGCCUGACAUUGCAACCGACUGGAGCAAAUGGCGCUUCUUUUUUUGCGAUGAACGAGUGGUGCCUUUGGAUGACUCUGAGUCAAAUUUCGGUCUUUACAAAAAUUGUUUAAUAGGAAAAGUCCCCGUUACCGAGGAGCAGUUCAUGAAGGUCGAUCCAGAACUUGAUGCCGAGAACGCGGCGAAGGAUUACAUUAAAAAAAUGGCCUUCUUCUUCCCGCCGGAUAGAUUACCGAGAUUCGAUUGUCUGCUGUUGGGUGUGGGCCAGGAUGGGCACACGUGCUCGCUCUUUCCGGGUCAUCGAGCCCUCGAUGAUGAAAACAUGUGGGUCACAUGGGAACUGAACGCGCCAAAACCACCAUCCAAUAGAAUUAGCCUCACUAUGCCGGUCAUUAAUAACGCUCGCACGUGCGUGUUUAUUGCCACUGGCGCUAGCAAGGCCGAGAUCGUCAAAAGAGUCUUGAGAGAUAAAGAAGAUUUACCAGCUACUAGAGUGGAACCAGUUGAUGGUACUCUUGUUUGGCUGCUCGAUCAAGAAGCGGGCAGGUUACUCAACUCAGACUGAAAAAUGUGAGGUGGGAUUAAAUAAGACUAUUACUAUAUAUACAAGAUUUACAUAAAUUCUAUGACAUUCCAUACUAUGUGCACAUUGUAACUAUUUUUUUCUUUAAAUCUUUCUUCAGAUCUAUGUUUUAACGUAUUUUUUCAUUACAAUUUACUAUUAAAGUCGAUAGAAUAACUUGAAUAAGUGUUAUUAUAUGCUCGUACCAAAGGCGUGUGGAAAAGACUCGCGAGAAAAUUGAAAAUUCAAUUUUCGACUGAUAUUGCUCAACAAUGUCGUUUAUAUUAAAAAAUAUUUUGUUAUCAUGAACCAAUUUGCGUAUUGUAAAAAGACAAUAUUUAAUAAAAAAAAGUAAUAAAAA